Messenger RNA from Aspergillus vadensis CBS 113365, 1263 nucleotides. RefSeq names its product telomerase reverse transcriptase. Gene Ontology annotation, molecular function: telomerase RNA binding; telomeric repeat DNA binding. The record is from RefSeq and is a predicted model, not a curated record. NCBI's taxonomy places the organism in Eukaryota, Fungi, Ascomycota, Eurotiomycetes, Eurotiales, Aspergillaceae. The transcript has 4 exons. Bases 37 to 1071 code for a protein of 344 amino acids. Gene Ontology annotation, biological process: telomere maintenance via telomerase. Gene Ontology annotation, cellular component: telomerase catalytic core complex.
GUGCUUGGCUUGUUGGGAGACAACGGAGAAGAGAUCAUGCUAAAACUUCUCCUGGAUUGUGGAAUAUUCGUGGCCGUUGAUCAGCAAAGAGGAAUUUAUUUCCAAUUAAGUGGACUCCCUCUAUCAACACUUGAGCCUGUAAACAAAGUGCCUCAAAGCCAUUUGGCUCGAAACAAUGCACUUGGCUCUGUGACAAGCAAGCCUGUACCAGCGUCUGACUUCAAGGAGACGAAAAUGAAUACAAGCACUUCUGACUGCAAGGCGACCACACAGAAGCCAGUUCCCGUUGUCUUCCAUCGCCGACGUAUUCUGUAUGCUUCUCCAGUGCUUGAUUCGAAAGGAAAGAUACAGUUUGGGAUGAAGAGUCAUGUUCUGAACCGUUUCCCUUCCACAUCGCUCGCGCACACUACUCAUGUGUUGAAAUACAUAUUUCCCAAACAGUUUGGCUUGCACAAUGUCUUCUCGAGCGUGUCAAAUGGGCAAGACACAUUCAAAGAUUAUGCUUAUCGCGAAGAUGAGAUUGCAAAAUUAGAGAAGGCAAGGCGAGCCCAUUCACACUCAGAAAGCAUAAUCCCCAGACGACUUCAAGGCAAAGCUGUGGAGUUGGUCCAGCAGUUGCAGAACCGGAAUAAGCACUGUUCCUAUGUGCAUUUGCUCAAUUAUUAUUGUCCUGCAGAGCGUAUUGGACCGUGGAAACUCGGCCCUGAGCCGUUCGAUGAUAACAAAUUGUCAGCAUCAGAGUCUUUGAUAACUCAGCCACGACUUCCCUGCCAGCAGGCAUCUUCUUCAAUUCCGGAUGGUAGUCCCUCGGUAGAUCCAAGUAUCAGCGAUAUGCCAAAAAUACAAGCACCGAAGCUCAGCUUGACCGACUACGCGACGCCUGCUUCAUCUGUCUCCGCCUUCUGCAGAGCUGUCUUGAAGAACCUGAUUCCCCCUCAAUUCUAUGGAACUGGUCAGAACAGAAUUCUGCAUCAAGAUAAGAUCCUGAAGCAUGUUGAUCAAUUCGUGCAAAUGCGGCGUUUCGAAAACCUGAGUCUUCAGGAUGUGUGCCAGGGGAUCAAGGUUCAUUGACAUCACAACCAUAUUCUUGUUUUUCUAUACUAACUGCAUAUCUUUAGGUCACUUGUAUACCUUGGCUUGAGCCUCCUUCUACUACAAGACAAGCAUGCAAUCCCGUGCCACACAAGCUGUCGAGGUCCGACUUCGAGAAGCGAACGGAGCUACUUCAUGAGUUUGUGUACUACCUGUUCGACUCGAUCCUGA